AGAGAAAAAAAGAUGGAAAAAGUAUUAGAGGAACCGUUAUUGCAUGAUGCAUCAUUAACAUUUCACGUUUUUGAAGAAGGAGAUGUGGCUGUGAAAAUAACAAAGGUGAAAAAGGGAUCAUUAAGUGAUAGUGUUUCACCUUCACCUAGUCCAUUGUUAGUUGUUUCACCAAUAAUACCUGGGAAAUAUCCAGUUUUACUAUUUUUCCAUGGCUUCAUUCUCAAGCCUAGCUGGUACAAGUCUCUCCUUCAACACAUUUCUUCCCACCGCUGCAUAGUUGUUGCUCCUCAGUUUUCUUCUCUGAUUUCUCAAAGCAAGGAAGUGAAAAAAGCAGCCAAAGUUACAGAAUGGUUAAGCAAACGCCUAAACUCAAUUCUACCGGAGAAAGUGAAACCAGAUCUUCUCAAGAUCGCCGUCUCAGGCCACAGCAGAGGUGGUAAAACAGCAUUUUCACUAGCUUUAGGAUAUGGAAACCUCUCCAGCUCAACCCCAACUCCUCUCAAAUUUCAAGCACUUCUAGGAAUCGAUCCAGUUGCAGGUUCCUCUCCGUCAAGCCAAUCUGCCCCGAAAAUUCUCCAAUAUAUUCCUCGAUCGUUCGAUCAGAGCGUCCCAGUGGCGGUGAUUGGCACCGGCUUGUCAAACCAACGAGCACAUUACAUCUUCCCACCAUUUGCACCAAACGGUGUCAACCAUUCAGAGUUUUUUAACGAGUGCAAGCCACCUUGUUAUUAUUUUCUAGCUAAGGAUUAUGGACACACUGAUAUAUUAGAUGACAAAAUUGCUGCAAUAGCUAGUUUGAUUUCAAAGAGUGGAAAAGGAUCAAAGGAUUUGAUGAGAAAAGCUGUUGGAGGGAUUGUUGUGGCCUUUUUGGAAGCUAAAUUGGGAGGUCAAGUGGAUUUUCUGAAUGAUAUUGUGAAAGCACCUUCUCUUGCUCCUAUUACACUUGAUCCAGUCAUACCUAUGUCAAAUAACUAAGAUCUUUUUUCUUGCAAUAAUUUUGUGUUGUUGAUUUUAAAUCAUGGAGUUUAGAACAUUGAAAGAAAGGGGACUUUAGAGAAAAGGUAUGAAAUAUAGCUCCAUUUUGCUGAGUUGUUCUGAUCAUUCUUUCUUCUAUUUGGUACCAUUAAUGGACUGCCGAAUCUUUCGGUACUGUUUCGGAUUUUUGGUCAAGUUCUUUGAACAUUAUCUUUAGUAGGAUAGCUUUUUUCUUUUCUAUGAUGUUAAAGAAGGUUAGGUUCCUAUGCCCCCCUCCGUAACUGUAAUUUGCUGCUUAUUUGUUUACUCGUUAGGGGGAG
Lycium ferocissimum is the source of this 1295-nucleotide messenger RNA. RefSeq names its product chlorophyllase-2-like. The coding region runs from base 13 to 975 and encodes 320 amino acids. The record is from RefSeq and is a predicted model, not a curated record. The transcript has 3 exons. Gene Ontology annotation, molecular function: chlorophyllase activity; cutinase activity. Gene Ontology annotation, biological process: chlorophyll catabolic process. Lineage: Eukaryota; Viridiplantae; Streptophyta; Magnoliopsida; Solanales; Solanaceae.